Messenger RNA from Pollicipes pollicipes, 2387 nucleotides. RefSeq names its product putative aminopeptidase NPEPL1. The coding region runs from base 216 to 1796 and encodes 526 amino acids. The record is from RefSeq and is a predicted model, not a curated record. Gene Ontology annotation, biological process: proteolysis. Gene Ontology annotation, molecular function: manganese ion binding; metalloaminopeptidase activity. The transcript is spliced from 13 exons. Gene Ontology annotation, cellular component: cytoplasm. Lineage: Eukaryota; Metazoa; Arthropoda; Thecostraca; Pollicipedomorpha; Pollicipedidae.
CAUUUUGGUGUGCGACCUCUCAGUUUCACUGAUAUGCCGAAUUAUAAUGAGGACACCUUAAUAACUUGACCUCGAGACGAGAAGCGCCAGAAAUUUGGAGCCAGACACAACUGCAAAAGCGUGGAGUUCCUUUUUGAGUCGGCGUGAGGUUGCGGGCCGUAGGUGCAAGGGGGAUAUCAACAGCAGUUCCGGAGGCGGCAAUCGCCGAAUAGGCGAUGGCGACGCUCAAGUACGCGGUGGGCCUGAGCGCGGCCGACCCGGACUGCCAGCCGGUGCUGGUGCUGGGCCAGAUCCGGCACCUGGCCAGGCUCGCCUGGGACGACGUCAAGGUCAAGCUGGCCCCCCGGGUCACCGAGGAGGUGUGGCAGCGCGCCGUCUCGGAGCUGUUCCCGUCGCCGACCGACUCGAUCCACCUCUACCUGAACCUGGCCACGCUGGCGGCGCUGCCGGGCAAGUGUGCGCGCCACAACACGCCGUCGCGCGCGCACAGCGUCACCCGGCUGGUGCGCUCCCUGGUGGCCGGCUCCGACCUCACCAUAGUGCUGGUGUGUGAGCGCGCCGACAUGCUGGCCUCGGCGUGCGCGGUGGCGCGCGCCUUCCCGCUCUACUCGCGCAAGUCGGGCCCGCAGCCGGAGCCGACCAUCACCGUCGAGUUCAUCAUCGCUGACGGCGAGCAGGCGACCGCCGAAGAGGUGCAGCUGCUGCAGGACGCGGCCCGCGGCAUCCGUCUGACCGCCCGCAUCGUCGACACGCCCUGUAACGAGAUGCACACGGACGCCUUCGUGGAGGAGGUGAGGCAGGUGGGCGAAGAGCUGGGUACGCCGCUCACGCUCAUCAGAGGCGAGGAGCUCAAGGCCAGGGGUUUCGGCGGCAUCUACGGCGUCGGCAAGGCGGCGGUGCAUCCGCCGGCGCUGGCCGUGCUCAGCCACACCCCGGCCGGGGCCACACACGGCAUCGCCUGGGUCGGCAAGGGCAUCGUCUACGACACGGGCGGACUCUCCAUGAAGACCAAGACCACCAUGCCGGGCAUGAAGCGCGACCUGGGCGGCGCGGCGGCGAUCCUGGGCGCCUUCCUGGUGGCCGUCAAGUCGGGCUUCACGCAGAACCUGCACGCCGUGUUCUGCGUGGCCGAGAACGCCGUCGGGCCGACUGCCACGCGGCCGGACGACAUCCACACGCUCUACUCGGGCAGAACGGUGGAGAUCAACAACACGGACGCCGAGGGUCGGCUAGUGCUAGCCGACGGCGUGGCGUACGCCAACAAGGACCUCAAGUGUACAACCAUCCUGGACAUGGCCACGCUGACGGGGGCGCAGGGCACGGCGACGGGCAAGUACCACGGCGCGCUGCUGACCAACCAGGAGUGCUGGGAGGUGCUGGGCGCGGCGGCCGGCCGCGCCACCGGGGACCUCCUGUUCCCCGUGCCCUACACGCCCGAGCUGCACUUCAGCGAGUUCGCCUCCAGCGUGGCCGACAUGAAGAACUCGGCCGCGGACCGCAGCAACGCGCUGGUCUCGUGCGCCGGCCUCUUCAUCGGCGCUAACCUGGGCUUCGACUUCCCGGGCUCCUGGAUCCAUGUGGACAUGGCGUCGCCCGUGCAUUCGGGCGACCGCGCCACCGGCUACGGCGUGGCCCUGCUCUGCGUGCUGUUCGGCUCCCACUCGACCCACCGGCUGCUGCAGCAGCUGGCACCGCCGGCGCCGGCCGCCGCCGCCGCCGUCGCCGCCGCCGCCGACCUAUCCGACGGCACCACCAACUCCAGCAAGAAGAUGCGGCUGGAGCAGCGGCGGCCGUGAGGCCGACGCGCCGCGCCCCGCCCGCGCCGCUGCCGCCGGAGCCCGUCCCCGUCCCCGUCCGCCGUCCCCUGCCCUCUCGCCGCUGGUGCCGCAGCGUCGGCCGCCGAUCAAAGCGCCGCGUCGCCCGUCCCGCAGUCGGUCUGAGUGAGACCGCGCCGUCCGCGCGGUGCGUCGAUAACCCCUCCGGAUAGAGCAGCGGCGCGCGCCGUGGAGGGGCGCGCGCCCUCUGUUGCCCGCCGUCACGCCUCUGUUGUACCUCAGUUCCACGUCCGCUCACCGUCGUACAAGCGCAGUUUAUGAUUAGGUGCCUAAUUGCCCGCGCGCCGCCCGGGCGCCAUUAACCGAUCGGCCCGCGUGUGCCGCUGAUUCGGCAUCGCACGGCUGGUUCCUGCAGAUAUCUCCGAAGUUACUCUGUUGACGCGUCGCCUCGCAGCCCGACUGACUUCACGCCGAGACGCGUCAGUGUUUUUGUGGCUCGGAUCAAUGGGAGUGUGUGUCGGCCGCGCCUGGCGCUCGCGCGCCAGGCAAGGCUAUGCUGUCGUACAACGUACCGACUCAGGCGGGUAAUAUGGAAAAACACCGAGUUAACCA